CUCUCUCUCUCACUCUCUCUCUCUCAACCUCCAAAAAUGGCGGCGACCCAACUCCUCUCUCGCCCUCUCCCUCUCUCCAAACCCCUCCGAAACCCUAACCCGGCACUCUCCUCCUCGAGACCCUACCUCCCCUUCCCCACCCCCUCCCGCUCCAAAACCCUAGUCCUCCGCGCCGUCAUCUCCGACUCUCCCUCCACCUCCGCCGCCGCCGCCGCCGCCGCCGCCGCCGGGGUGCGCCGCCACUGCUUCUCCAAGGCCCCCGACGGGUUCCUCUACUGCGAGGGCGUUAGGGUUCAGGACACCAUGGACGCGGCGGAGCGGAGCCCCUUCUACCUCUACAGCAAGGACCAGAUCACCCGCAACUUCGAGGCCUAUCGCGAGGCCCUCGAGGGGUUGCGGUCGAUCGUCGGGUACGCCGUUAAGGCCAACAAUAACUUUAAGAUCCUGGAGCACCUCAGGGGGCUUGGGUGUGGCGCCGUGCUCGUGAGCGGGAACGAGCUUCGGCUCGCUCUGAGAGCUGGGUUCGACCCCGCCAGGUGUAUAUUCAACGGAAAUGGGAAGCUCUUGGAGGACCUUGUUUUAGCUGCUGAGAAAGGAGUGUUUGUAAAUAUAGAUAGCGAAUUCGACCUGGAAAACAUUGUGACUGCUGCAAGAAUUGCGGGAAAGAAAGUUCCAGUUUUACUAAGGAUUAAUCCGGAUGUAGAUCCACAGGUUCAUCCUUACGUUGCGACUGGAAACAAGACAUCGAAGUUUGGAAUAAGAAAUGAAAAACUACAGUGGUUUUUAGAUGCUAUCAAGUCGCAUUCCAAUGAUAUUAAGCUUGUUGGAGCUCAUUGUCACCUGGGAUCUACCAUUACAAAGGUGGACAUAUUCAGAGAUGCUGCUGUUCUUAUGGUGAACUACAUUGAUCAAAUAAGAGAACAAGGUUUUGAGUUGGAAUACCUGAAUAUAGGCGGCGGCUUGGGGAUAGAUUACCAUCAUACCGAUGCAAUCCUUCCGACACCCAUGGAUCUUAUCGAUACUGUGCGUGAGUUGGUUCUCUCUCGAGAUCUCACUCUCAUAAUUGAACCUGGAAGAUCACUAAUAGCCAACACGUGCUGCUUGGUCAAUCGGGUGACUGGUGUUAAAACAAACGGAACGAAAAAUUUCGUAGUGGUAGACGGUAGCAUGGCAGAGCUCAUCCGGCCUAGUCUAUAUGGAGCGUAUCAGCACAUUGAACUGGUUUCUCCUCCCCCUUCAGAUGCCGAAGUCUCGACUUUCGAUGUGGUCGGGCCUGUUUGUGAGUCUGCUGACUUCUUAGGGAAAGAUAGAGAGCUUCCGACUCCAGCCAAGGGAGCCGGAUUAGUUGUUCAUGAUGCCGGUGCUUAUUGCAUGAGCAUGGCUUCGACUUACAACCUUAAAAUGCGACCCCCUGAAUAUUGGAUUGACAACGGCAAAAUGGUGAAAAUCAGGCACGCCGAGACGUUCGACGACUUCAUGAGGUUCUUUGAUGGCCUUUAAUUGUUUUACAAGUUUUUACCAUCCAUCGUGCUUUAGGGAUUUGAAUUCCUCGUCUCUCGUGUUGUUUGGUAUUGUUGUAUCCGAAAAUUAUUGCAAGUGUUAGGAAAACAUAACCAGAGAUUAAUUCGCAGAAUAAUAUGCUUGGUGUUAACACAACUCCUCAAGUAGUCCUUGUGUACUCCACUUGCAUUGUAGGGAACCUUUUCAUUUAUUUGUUUUCUUUUA
Molecule: messenger RNA, 1725 nt
Organism: Ananas comosus (pineapple)
Lineage: Eukaryota; Viridiplantae; Streptophyta; Magnoliopsida; Poales; Bromeliaceae
Product: probable diaminopimelate decarboxylase, chloroplastic
Exons: 8
Coding region: 37-1500 (487 amino acids)
Cellular component (GO): chloroplast
Molecular function (GO): diaminopimelate decarboxylase activity
Source: RefSeq, a predicted model, not a curated record